Drosophila hydei is the source of this 688-nucleotide messenger RNA. Its product is annotated as protein dpy-30 homolog. The coding region runs from base 109 to 582 and encodes 157 amino acids. Lineage: Eukaryota; Metazoa; Arthropoda; Insecta; Diptera; Drosophilidae. The transcript has a single exon. Gene Ontology annotation, cellular component: Set1C/COMPASS complex. The record is from RefSeq and is a predicted model, not a curated record.
CAUUCCAAUAUACUACAUUGGUUCAACAUAUGACCAAGUCAAAUACUCACCUCCUGCGACGCCAAUAAAAAUAAUUUAAUUUAUUGAACUAUCAAAGAGAUUGGAGCAAUGGAGGCCAAAGCAGAUUCGCCAGCAACAACAACGAAUCCGACUCCAUCGGCCGAGGCAGCCAAAGAAACCAGUACUACCGGUGUCGCUGCCACUGCCAAUAGCAAUGCACAAACGCCAGCAACUUCGGCGCCAACAGCAGCAACAACAGCCCCGGCACCAGCAUCAACCAAUAAUUCCAGUUCCAGUACAGGAGCAGCAGCAACAGCUGCACCAGCAUCGGCUACAACAGCAAGCACCGCACAGCAGCCCCUGCCGGCCAAAAAGCCAAGCGCGCCAACAGCAACGCGUGCGGAUCCCAGUGCUCUGCCAACACGCCAAUAUCUCGACCAGACAGUUGCGCCCGUCUUGCUGCAUGGCUUGCAGGCAUUGGCACGCGAACGGCCCACAGACCCCAUACAAUUUCUAGCCUCGUACUUGCUGAAGCACAGCAACGGCUGCGAAGAGCCCGUGGCCACCGAAGCCAGCACUUAGAUGUAGUUUCUCGUCUUUGUUCCCAACGUUUGCCCCGUUGCCCUAGCUUUGUAAGUGAAAGUCCCUAAUAAAUGUUUAAAAUUACAAAUACAAAUAUAAUAAUAAA